AUGGCAUUCAUGGCAAGGGCUGCUCUUGCGGCGAGGUUCGCAAGCAGUAUCGCUGUUAGUACAUCCACUAGCAGCGCCACCACAACAACCACUGCUCCUUCAAUAACGACGUCAACCGCGCCACCAAUCACAUCAUGCAGUCUUGUCUCCCAAAGUGCUACUACAUUCUUAGAUCCACUGAGCUCUCCUGUUACUUUACCAUCAACCAUCGCUUGCAGUUGCAACGACGGUUGGGGGGCCGGAGUAGGCUCCACUGUUGGAUCGGAUGGCAGCGCCACGUACACAUGCGAGGUGGGAACAUCUACCACCAUCGCUGUCAGUACUGGCACAGUCCCACCAGCGCCAGUUCCUACGCAAUGUGCAGCAGGUGGUGUUCCUGACGCUUCCUGUUUCAAUGAGCUUGAUCUUCCUGACUUCAUAAUAAACUGGUGGAAUGACAACGAGGACGAUUGUGGAAGCUUCCCCGGAUUUGCCGAUUGCUGGUACUCUAAGAUGACGCCAUACUCGCCGUCUACAUGCGAUCAGCUCAACACCGACCCGGCCUGCGAGCAACCUAAGUGGAAUGACUUCACAGGUUUCAAUAAUGUGCAGAAUUUCUACGUCACUUGGUGCAUUUGGAAUACACAAGGCGCUUUCCUGGACUUGUACAAUGCCGUGGGCGAUGCAGCGGGCCCUGUUUCUGACAACAUCGGAAGCAUCGUUACCGCACUUGACCCCCCUGAUGAUUCGACAAGCCCCUGGGAAUAUAUCUUCGAUGCACUGUCGUUUGGUCUGAGCCUGUACUCUGAAGGCACAGUUCUUUUCAAGGCACUCCUCCGAUCUGCGCCUCAAACGUCCACGCUACUGCAUGGCCUCCUUUUUCCUCCUGGCGAUAUCGAUGGAGAUGUCACUGUUUGGGCAGAUGUCGCGGGAGAACUCGGAAAAUUCGUAUCUUCAUGGCAGACAUCAAUCGGAAAAGGACUUCCCGUUGUUCAGGAUAACAUUACUGCCUUCAUUACCCUGAACCAGAAUACUCCGUUGUCCGGUGUUCGUCCACCGCUUGACGGUCUGACUUCAACUAUCUCACAGUCAGUUGGCGGUUAUGUCAUAUCCGCCAUCCUUAAUGAGCUCGGCUUGGCUGUCACACGCGCCGAAGCCUUAGAUGUCCACAGCCUUCAACAAGGCGGCAAUUUACAAUGGGAUACUGGCUGCGAGGACGGCUAUGACGACAAUGGUAUCUGUGGCGGCUAUUUCUUCGAUGGGACGGAUACCUACAGUAUUGUGGAUCCCAACAACAUGCAAGACUCCAAAAGCGAUAUUUUACAACAGCUUAUUGGUGGUGGCGACCCUCUCACGACUGGUCAGAUUUUGUUUACGAACGCCUUGCAAUGCACGCAGACCUGUGGUUCGAACGGGGGUUGUGCCCCGACUCAAGACCCUACCGACCUUUCAGUGGCCAGUUGCAUAAGCACUGCUCGCAUCUGUACCUGGACGUGGGAUACUUACGGGCCCUUCCAGGACGGUUGCGCGAACUUGCCUAGUAGCGACGCCGUCUUGGGUGCUUUCGGUGUGAAUCCAUGUGUAGGCACCGACAUCUACGGCACCAGCUAUUCAGUGCCAAAUACCUAUCUUGGAGGCGGCAUCAUUGACGACAACGCUCCAGGGUUUUGGGACGAUCAACUCGUUUGCAACGCCAAUUACUGA
Penicillium riverlandense is the source of this 1683-nucleotide messenger RNA. RefSeq lists its product as uncharacterized. Bases 1 to 1683 code for a protein of 560 amino acids. The record is from RefSeq and is a predicted model, not a curated record. The transcript is spliced from 7 exons. Lineage: Eukaryota; Fungi; Ascomycota; Eurotiomycetes; Eurotiales; Aspergillaceae.